This is a messenger RNA of Prosopis cineraria, 2893 nucleotides long. RefSeq lists its product as uncharacterized. Gene Ontology annotation, molecular function: protein binding; zinc ion binding. The record is from RefSeq and is a predicted model, not a curated record. NCBI's taxonomy places the organism in Eukaryota, Viridiplantae, Streptophyta, Magnoliopsida, Fabales, Fabaceae. The transcript is spliced from 4 exons. Bases 133 to 2712 code for a protein of 859 amino acids.
GUUCCAAACACACCCUUCUCUCGUAACUUCGAUUCGCUCACUCUUCUUUACCCUAUUUUCACAAGAGGCCCCAAUCCUAGGUUUUUCUGUGCAUCUGAAUCUCUUUUCAGAGACCCUUCCCUGGUUGUGGAAAUGGUAAAGGGGAAGCUUAUACUGAUCAGCCAAUCUGGUGGUGAAUUUUUGACAAAUGAUGAUGGAUCUAUGUCAUAUACUAGAGGCGAAGCACAUGCUGUGGAGAUCAAUCAUGAAACGAGUUUUGAUGACCUUAAGUUAAAACUUGCUGAAUUAUGGAAUUUACAAAGCAAGACCUUGUCCAUCAAGUAUUUUCUUCCAGGGAACAGGAAAACUUUAAUCUGUAUAUCAAAUGAUCGAGACCUUAAGAGGAUGAAAGAAUUUUAUGUGGAUUCAAUUACUGCCGACGUCUUUGUUUCUGGGAAAGAAGGGUUUGACCAGGAAUCUUUAAACAUGAAUACCAGGAGACACGAUGUAAGAGCAGCUGAAGCUGUGACUGCUGCCAGUCCUUCAAAAGCAAAACCUAAGACUGUUCGCAAGCAAAUUGCAUCAGUUGGCACUUCUGCAAACCGUUCUCCAAAUCAUGCUGUUACUAGUAAUCAUGGCGCUUCCUGUUCCAAUCCACCUUGCUCUGUUGCCAUUGCCACUGAUACAUCCUCCCAUGGUCCAAUCUUAAGUGAUAUGGAUGCUAGUCCUGCAGAUGCAGUUAAGAAGCGCAGGCGUACUGCAUCUCGUGAAGUUUCUGCUAAUGGUCCUCCAAUUGAAGCAGCAUCUGUGAAGACAGAAGAAAAUAAAAAAGUGAUGUCACAGAAAAAGAGAAAGAAAAAUCAUGGUGGUAUUGCUGCUGAUAAUGGAGAGCACCAACUAUAUAUGUCAUGUAAUGACUAUUCGGUCAAUUUACUUGAUGUUGGAUCUGAUAUUACUCCUGGAAAAUUAGCUGAAUGUUGGAAAGACAGUAUUACUGGUGUUGGACAGGACUUUGCAAGUGUCCAAGAAUUUCGUGACGCCUUGCAGAAAUAUGCCAUUGCACAUCAUUUUGCAUAUAGGUAUCUCAAGAAUGACACAAUUCGUGCCAGAGUCAGAUGUGCAUGUGAAGACUGUCCAUGGAGGAUUUUUGCUUCCUGGGUCCCAUCUGAUCAUUCAUUUAGAAUUAAAAAGAUGGAGGAGCCACAUACCUGUGGAGGAAAAUCUUGGAAGUCUGCUCAUCCCUCAAAGAACUGGUUGGUAAGCGUCGUAAAGGACAGAUUACAAGACAACCUUCAUCACAAAACGAAGGAGAUUGCUAGUAGCAUUCACCGAGACUUCGGGAUUGAGGUGAAUUACUCUCAAGUAUGGCGUGCAGUUGAGGAAGCUAGGGAACAUUUGCAAGGUUCAUACAAAGAGGCAUACAACCAGUUGCCUAGGCUUUGCGAGAAGAUGUUAGAGGCAAAUCCUGGCAGCUUUAUCAAGCUCCUCACAAGUGAUGACAAAAGAUUUCAGUGUCUUUUUUUAUCCUUUCAUGCUUCGAUACAAGGAUUUCAGGCUGGCUGCCGCCCUCUUCUAUUCCUUGAUUCCACAUCUUUCAAGUCAAAAUAUCAUGAGGUUUUAUUGACAGCUACUUCACUAGAUGGUGAUGAUGGUGCUUUUCCUGUUGCACUCUGUAUAGUUGAUAUUGAGAACGAUGAUAACUGGAACUGGUUUCUAGAGCAGUUAAAAGUUGCAGUACCAACUUCCAAGUCCGUGACUUUUGUAUCUGACAGAGAGAAGGGGUUAAAGCAAUCAGUUUUAAAGGUAUUUGAAAAAGCCCAGCAUGGUUAUUCCAUGUACCACCUCUUGGACAGCUUCAAAAAAAGCCUGAAAGGUCCUUACCAUGGGGAAGGUAGGCCUUCUUUGCCAGUUAAUUUUAUGUCUGCUGCACAUGCACUGCGUCUAGAUGGCUUUAGAAUGUUCUUGGAACAGAUUAGGAAGGUCUCAACAGCAGCAUUUGAUUGGGUCAUGCAAGUUGAACCAGAGCAAUGGGUAAGUGCAGCAUUCAAAGGUGAGCGGCAUAAUCACAUUCUCAUAAACGUUAGUGAGUUAUACACCAAAUGGAUCGACGAAAUGCGAGAGCUACCCAUAACACAAAAGGUAGAAGCACUUAGGUGUAAGAUCAUGGAGUUGAUGGACAAUCGUCGAGUGGAUUCAAGUAGUUGGACGUCAAAACUGACUCCAUCAAAGGAGGAAAUGCUACAAGACGAAUCUUUCAGGGCACAGGGCCUUAAAGUCUUGUUCUCAUCAGACACCUUGUUUGAGGUUCAUGAUGAUUCCGUCCGUGUUGUGGAUAUCGAAAAGUGGGAUUGUAGCUGUCUAAGGUGGAAAGCAACGGGGCUGCCAUGCUGCCAUGCUAUAGCUGUCUUGAAUUGCACCAAUCGAAGUUUAUAUGAUUACUGUGUGGAAUACUUCACUGUUGAUAACUUCCGCCGCGUGUACUCUGAAUCCAUAAAUCCUGUUUCUGAUGAUUUACCCGCAAGCCCUGUUUCUGAUGAUUUGAACAAUAACGACGAGGAAGCCAAGCAGGAGACAGAGACCGAGAAUAAUGUACUUCCUCCUUGCAAUUCUAGACCUUAUGGCCAAAAUAAGAAAGAUGAGAAUAAGGAAACAAAGAAAUCUAGGAAGACUGUUACAUGUACCAAGUGCAAAGGUACAGGCCAUAAUAAGGCUACUUGUAAAGAGACAUCAUGAGUUUUCUGGACUGCCAAUGCCACUGUGGAGAAGUAUUGCUAUUCCAGCAAUGUAUCAUAAUAAUAAUUUAGGUUUGUGUGGCAUUGUUUUUUUUUUUUUUUUUGCAUUGUUGGUAAGAGAAUUAGAUUGCAUCUUUUUUUUUUUUUAACGAAUUAGAUUUUAGUUGGCUUGGUUAUUCCUA